AAUAGAAUUAUGAUUUGAAGAGAACUCUCCCCCAAUUAUUGAUCUCCUUUAGUUUGCAUUCCCAUUAUCUAUUGCUUUUGAUCUGCCUGCCAUUAUCAUAUCGUGUUAAUUACACAAUCCAAGUAUGCCUCCAUUAUCAUUGAGCCAUACUUCAGGGGCAAUAUGCAGAACCCAAUCUCUUCCAUUGCCAUUGUUCAAACUCAUUGACUACUUGGCUGAAUAAACAAGCGUUGUAUAUCAGACCAAUCGAGUCCUUGGGCCUGAAGCUGGAAUGAAAGUGGUUCACCAGUAUGCCAAGAAAAUGGAUAUCACCAACCCCGUCCACUUAAGAGUUUCAACAAGAAUGCCAUGCAUUCAGAUGUAUUAUUUCAGAGACACAGAAGGUUGAAGCUGUGACUUGAAAAUAAUCUUUUGACUUCAUGCAGGUAUGUUAAUGUGAUCAUCUUCAAAUAAAUACAUGAAUCUUUUCCUUUUCCAAUUUUUUAAUUUUAAUUUUUAACUUAGAUGGUCCUGGUUUUGUGUCGUUAUGUUGCAGAAUAACAGUACGUAUCUAUGAUUAUUCAAUCAUUAUUCUACAUGUUUCUGGAACCUGUUUAGUAAAAUGAACAGAACAUUGAAAAAUGGUUCAUUCUUCAGCUAACUUAUUCUUCCUCUGUAAAUUUAGAAAGUAGUUGGAAGGAUUGGAGUACCCUCAAUUUAAAGAUCUAUAAACUGAGGUCUCGAGUAUCUCAGUUCUAGCAACUACACCAUCAUCGUAUUUAUAUUGAGUAUCUAAAUGUUGCAUCCCAAACCUUGUCUACUGCAAUUGAAUCCCGACUGUUGUUUCACCCAUGUCUGCAUUGGGAGCAGAAAGGGGCAAGAUCUAUCUUGAUUUUUACUGCAUUAGUAGUGCUACCUUGUUACUCCCAUUACCAUAUAUAUCAUGUACAAUUAACUCUUGUAUAUUUUGAUGAGCAUUGAAUGAAGAAAAAUUCAAACUUUUAGCCUAGCAAGUGUAACUUCAUAAUUGAGCAUAUGGGUCUGUCUCUACAUGAUAAGAACUACAUAGGUUAAUGAAAAUUGAUACAUACAGUAUAUGUAUAGUUUGUUAGUUAAUAUACUAUUUUGAGACAGGUUAGCUAGUGGCUACACAUAAGGUAUUGGCAUUGAUAUUAAUCCCCUAACACUUGAUAUAAGGAAAAAGAGAAGAACAUGACAUUAAUCCCAAAAUUGUUAAUGAACAAAAUGGCUCUCUAUUUUUGUCUUCCUUUUUUCUUUCUUUCUAGAAUAUGUUCCAAACUCUGUAUACUGUAUUCGCCAAAUCACUCUUUAGUUAAGUGAUUAAAACUAUCUUUCUAGAACAAGAGUCAAGUGAUGCUAAUUCUCGUUAAGAGGUAGAAAUCAGCAAUGAACUUUGGCUUCCUUUAGCAAUGUUGGCUGGCUUUCUGCUUCCCAUUCAGUGUGCAUUUGGCCAUUUGAUUUUGGUUUUUGAAUUCUAAAGUGUACUUCAAAAGGGCCAACUGCAUUUCUUUCCAGUAAAGUGAUUAACGGGGUUGGUUGCUGAAUAGUUUUCAGCCGCAGUGAUCAAGUGGCAUGUGCUGUGGAUUCCAUCUUAAUAGGCUGUUGCAGGACGGCUACAUAUAGCAUCAGAGUUAACCGAGUUCGAAAACCGAUCGCAGGCACCAAGAAACUAUCUUCUUGAGAGUAGAGAUCUCAGAUCUACAAUACAAACGCACUCCAGGAAGCAGAUGCAGCAGAUGCAGCCAACAUUCAACAGAUGCAACAGAUGCAGCAAAGCAAGCAGAAUAUGGCUUCUCUGAACAAUGAAGCAGCAGCCAGUUCUUCUCUCCCACUUUCUUCUACUGAUCACCAAAAUCAUUACACAUACGAGGUUUUCCUGAGUUUUCGAGGCGAGGAUACACGCUUUAAUUUUGCAGAUCAUUUGUAUACUACUCUGUGUCAGAGGGGAAUUGAGACCUUCAGAGAUGAUAAGCUGAGCAGAGGAGAAGACAUAUCACAAGAGCUCCUCAAAGCAAUUGAGGAGUCCAGAUUUUCAAUCGUCGUCUUCUCUCAAAAUUAUGCUUCCUCAAGGUGGUGCUUAGAUGAACUGGUCAAGAUACUUGACUGCAGAAAAUCCAAAGGACAGAAGUUUAGAGCAGUUUUCUACAAGGUGGCUCCCUCAGAUGUACGAUACCAAACAGGUGCUUUCGGUGACGCAUUUGCUAAAAUUGAUCAAUGCAAAUACAAGGAUAGCAUCGGCAAAUGGAGGAAGGCUCUUGAGGAAGCAGCAAAUUUGUCUGGAUGGACUUUCGAGGAGGGCCGGUACGAGACUGAAUUUAUCAAAGAAAUUGUUGAGGAUUUGUUCGCCCAAGUAGUAAACCCUUCAUGUGAGUUGCACGUUGCUGAACAUCCAAUUGGCUUGAGGUCUUGUAGACAAGAGGUCAACAAACUUUUAGAUGCCGAGGAGAAUAACAUGGUUGGCAUAUGGGGGCCUGGUGGAAUAGGAAAGACCACAAUUGCGAAGGAUUUGUUUAAUUCAAUUCGCCAUAAGUUUGAAGGUACCUGUUUUUUGACAGAUUUUAGAUCAAAAGGCCUAGUCCAACUGCAAGAGACACUUUUGUCUCAUAUUUUAAACUCAACUUUGGAUGUGAGCAGUGUUGAUCAAGGAGUCAGUUUUAUAAAGACAAGGAUGCGACAUAAAAAAGUUCUCUUAAUUCUUGAUGACGUGAGUCAUUCUAGCCAAUUACAGAACUUAGUUCCAUCCCCUAAUUGUUUUGGGCCGGGCAGUAAAAUUCUCAUAACAACAAGAGAUAAACGUUGGCUAAUUGCUCAUCAAGUUGAUGAAGUAUACGAGGUCAAAAUGUUAAAUGAUCGUCAAGCUUUAGAAUUAUUUAGUUUGAAUGCAUUCAAAAGAAAUGGACCUCCAGGCGAUUAUGUGGAACUUGCACAACGUGCAGUACGCUAUGCCCAGGGCCUUCCAUUAGCUUUGAUAGUUUUAGGCUCUCAUCUAUUUCGUAGAAGCCGAGAUGAGUGGGAAGCUACAUUAGAUAGUUGUAGGGGAGAAGAUCCCCACAGAGAGAUAAGAGACGUGCUCAAAAUAAGUUACGAUGCUCUGGGAGUAGAUUUAAAAGGAUAUCUUCUUGAUAUCGCUUGUUUCUUUAAGGGUAAGCUUGUAGACAAUGUGAAACCAAUACUAGAAGCUUGCUACGACCUCAAAUCAGUGAUUGGUAUUAAACAACUCCAAGAAAAAGCCUUGAUCCGAAUUGACGAUGAGACUUUCAAGGGUGGUAGGAUUUGGAUGCAUGACUUGAUAGAAGAAAUGGGUAAAGACAUAGUGUAUCAACAGUCGCCCGGUGAGCCCGGGGAACGUAGCAGAGUUUGGAGUGAAGAAGAUGUCGACCACGUUCUAAGAAAUAAUACAGGAACAAAUAAUGUUAUAGGCAUUCAGGUCCCAUGGCAAUUAUCUACGAUAUCAUUGAAUGCUAAAAGCUUCUCAAAGAUGAAGAAUCUUAGAUAUAUUUCUAUGGGCGAGAACCGGAUAUAUGAAUGUUUUUCUGGAGAUAUUGAUUAUCUCUCCAACCAGUUGAGGUGGCUUGAUUGGCCAAAAUGUCCAUUGCAAUCUUUUCCAUCCGAUUUUCAUGCAAACAGACUUGUAAAGCUCAAUAUUCCUGGCAACCGCAGAAUCACACGACUGUGGGAGGGACGUAAGAAAUUUUCAAGGCUAACAUGUAUGAAUUUAAGUGGUUUUACAUCCCUAAAGGAACUCCCGGACUUUAAUGGAUUCCCUAACUUGAAAAUGUUGGAUCUAUAUGAGUGUACCAGUUUAGUUGAGGUUCCUGAUUCAAUUCGAUUCCUUCAUAACCUUGAGACUCUUUGUGCAAGAGGAUGCUCAAAACUGGCUACAUUUCCAAAAAUUCCACUAAAGAUGGAUUCCUUGAGACUACUCUCUCUUUCACGCAGUGACAUAAGAGAAUUGGAUGAGUCAAUUGGAAAUCUCAUUAGGCUUGAAUAUUUGGAGCUUAAUGGUUGCAAAAAUCUCACAACUCUACCGUGCAGCAUUUAUGGGUUGCAAAAUUUAUGGUUUCUUGAUCUUGGUGAAUGCUCAAAACUUGUCAGAUUUCCAACAAGUACCAAAAUUUGGAAUGUCGAUGGUUGCUCACUAUCACUUCCCAAGCUACAGAUGUUCAAUAUCGCAGGAUGCAGUUUAUCAUCAGAUUGUGAUUUCCUGAUGACUCUUGAUUGCUGGGAAACAUUAGAGUGGCUUAUUCUGUCAAGAAACAAUUUUGUUAGUCUUCCUACUUGCCUCACCAAAUUUGUCAACUUGUGGAUGCUUGACUUGUCGGGUUGCAAGAGACUCCGAGGAAUUCCGGAGCUUCCACCAAACGUUAAAGUAAAUACAAGUGGUUGUGAAUUACUGGAGGAGAGAUUCUCGACAUUGACAAAUUGUGGAGCAGUGAUAGAGGCGGCGUCGCCGUCAAUUGAAGAUGAUAGUGAAUCACUGGACAGAAGAUGAUGAUGAAGAGCCAACUUCGUCGUCAUGGCUUUCUUUGUCUUUCGAAACUUCGAAACGACACUGCACUACGAAAGAACCAUCCCCAACACCAAUGAAUCCUCCGAAACGACAACACACUGCCGCCGGGGUCCCUGACCUGCAGAUCCAUCACAGUGGCUGGCGUUCGUGGCUUUCGUCUGUGAAUGACGAUUAUCACCAUCAACAAGAGCAGCAGGAGCAAAUGGGUAAAGACAUAGUGCAUCAAGAGUCACCUGAUGAACCUGAGAAACGCAGCAGAGUGUGGAGUGAAGAAGAUGUCUACGAUGUUCUAACAAAUAAUAUAGUCCUGUGGAGAUCAUCUACGAUAUCAUUGAAUGCUAAAAGCUUCUCAAAGAUGAAGAGGCUGAGAUAUAUUUCUAUAAGUAGAAUGAUGAAAUACGAAUCCUUUUCUAGAGAUAUUGAUUAUCUCUCCAACUAGUUGAGGUGGUUCGAUUGGCAAGCAUGUCCGUUGCAAUGUUUUCCAUCCAAUUUUCAAGCAAACAAACUUGUAAAUCUCGGUAUUUCUUGGAGUCGCGGAAUCACACGACUAUGGAAGGGACGUCAGAAUUUUUUAAGGCUAACAUGUAUGAAUUUAAGGGGUUGUGAAUCCCUAAAGGAACUCUCAGACUUGAGUGGAAUCACUAACUUGAAAGAGUUGGAUCUAUAUGUGUGUGCCAGUUUAGUUGAGGUUCCUGAUUCAAUUCGAUUCCUUCAUAACCUUGUUACCUUGAAUGUUCACCAUAGCUCUAACCUUAUUAUGUUUCCAAGAAAAAUCAACUUGAAAUCUGUAGAAACAAUCUCUAUUAGCUAUUGCAAGCUUGAAGAAUUUUCAGAAGUUGGGGAAGAGAUGGGUUCAUUGAGAAAAUUGGAUCUAUUAGGUACUUGCAUUAAAGAAUUGCAUCCGUCCAUUACAAAACUUAUUAGGCUGGAAAAGUUGGGCCUAGCGGACAGUCAACAUCUUACAAUCCUGCCGUAUAAUAUUUAUGAGUUGCACACUCUAGAGACUCUUGAUGUGAGAGGAUGCUCAAAACUGGCUACAUUUCCAAAAAUUCAAGUAAAGAUGAAUUUCUUGAGACUACUCUAUCUUAAAGGCAGUGGCAUAAGAGAAUUGGAUGAGUCAAUUGCAAAUCUCAUUGGGCUUGAAUGUUUGGAUACCGUGCAGCAUUUAUGGGCUGCAAAAUUUAGAAUGGUUUGAGCUUACUAACUGCUCGAAACUCGUCAGAUUUCCAACAAAUACCAAAAUUUUGAAUGUCGAUGGUUGCUCACUGUCACUUCCCAAGCUAUGUAUAUUCAGUAUCGCAGGAUGCAGUUUAUUAUCAGAUUGUGAUUUCCUGAUGACUCUUGAUUGCUGGGAAACAUUACGGUGGCUUAAUCUGUCAAGAAACAAUUUUGUUAGUCUUCCUCCUUGCUUCACCAAAUUUGUCAAGUUGUGGUGGCUUGACUUGUCCGGUUGCACGAGACUCCAAGGAAUUCCGGAGCUACCAUCAGACGGCGUUCACCUAGAAAUAAGAGGUUGUGAAUUACUGGAGGAGAGAUUCUCGACAUUGACAAAUCGUGGAGCUGUGAUAGAGGCGGCGUCACCGUCAAUUAAAGAGCCAACUCCGUCGUCAUGGCUUUCCUUGUCUUCCGAAACUCCGAAACGACACCGC
This is a messenger RNA of Rosa rugosa (rugosa rose), 6159 nucleotides long. Its product is annotated as disease resistance protein RUN1-like. The record is from RefSeq and is a predicted model, not a curated record. Gene Ontology annotation, molecular function: ADP binding. Gene Ontology annotation, biological process: defense response; signal transduction. The transcript is spliced from 7 exons. NCBI's taxonomy places the organism in Eukaryota, Viridiplantae, Streptophyta, Magnoliopsida, Rosales, Rosaceae. The coding region runs from base 1757 to 4492 and encodes 911 amino acids.